This is a messenger RNA of Aureobasidium melanogenum CBS 110374, 2562 nucleotides long. RefSeq lists its product as uncharacterized. The coding region runs from base 1 to 2562 and encodes 853 amino acids. Gene Ontology annotation, biological process: positive regulation of transcription by RNA polymerase II; negative regulation of transcription by RNA polymerase II. The transcript has 3 exons. Gene Ontology annotation, molecular function: RNA polymerase II cis-regulatory region sequence-specific DNA binding; zinc ion binding; DNA-binding transcription factor activity, RNA polymerase II-specific. Lineage: Eukaryota; Fungi; Ascomycota; Dothideomycetes; Dothideales; Saccotheciaceae. The record is from RefSeq and is a predicted model, not a curated record.
AUGGCUGACAUGACGGCUCACUCUUCCUCGACGACCUCGUCGGCCGUCCAGUCUCUCACCAGUGCCAGCACCCUGGAUUCACCAACCGAGUCAUCCGCGCGCCGAGCGCUGCGCGACAGUGUCUUUGAGUCGGCGACAUGGCGCGAACCCGACGGCGAGACACCCGAGGAACUACAACGGAAAGACCCUCUCGGCACCCAGAUCUGGAAGCUGUAUUCCAAGACAAAGAACACUCUGCCCAACUCUGAGCGCAUGGAAAACCUGACCUGGAGGAUGAUGUCCAUGAACCUGAGGCGCGCCCAGCAGCAGAGUCGUCUAGCUCACGCAUACCAGCAGCGUGCCAACGCCCCCAGCGGCAUUGCACAGCUGAGACAGUCGGCAGAGGCCCAGUCACAAACACAGUCGCAGACUCAAGGGCAGUCACAAUCACAGCCGCACUUCGCCAUCCCCGCCAGCGAUCACAUGAACCUGGACGACUUCAUUGUUCCCUCGUCCAUCGCAUCCCCCAUAAGCCAGCCUUCGCCGUCCGCCUCGUUCGAUCCCUCAACGACAGCCGACUCCAAGGCCACUCCGACAGGCAUCCCCAUCCGCCGCCAUCAGCAGCUGCAGGAAGAGGCCCAGGACGAUUUUGUGGCGCGUGCAUCCGCCCCCUCGGUUGCUCCCACCGCCGUCAACAAAACUACGGACGAGUUUGGCUACAUUCAACGCCAUGUGCGCAAGACUAGCAUCGAUGAGAGAAGGCCACCCAAACGACGUGCCGACUGCUCACCCCAAGUCCCUCCAGUCACCACUGGCAUGCCCAACGAUGCCCUUCUCAACAACUACUCGCUCGACUCAACCCCUUACAACCCCACCGGCACUCAGGCCCAAGUGCCAUUCGGCCUAGACACCUUUGGCUUCGACGCAGGGGCUAACUCGACCAACAACGACCCGCUGCUCACAUCGGCCGGCCCUUUCCAGAGCAACUUCAACUUUUCCCCAGUUGGUUCGCCCAUGAUGGCCAACGGUCCGUAUACCAACAUGUUCAAUCAGUCAGUCAUGGCCAACAACUACUGCUCGCCGCCCCAGUCAUCCUAUCAUUCCCGUGUCUCGACUCCCCAGCCAAUCCCCGAGCACGAGCCUGUCUUUUUCAACACGUCUAGCAGUGUUGAUUUGAGACAUCACGCUCACAUGAGCAGCUAUACCAGCCAGCAGCCCACUCCCGUCGCUAGCAUGCAGCCUCAAUACAUCUUCAGCCCCAACAACGAGAACAUAUUCAGCCAAAUCUCGGCCCCCGAUCCAUCUACCUCAUUCACCCAACCAUCAUCUUUCUCCAUGUCAGGCCAUGUCGACCCAACCGAGGUUUUGUCGACGGCCAUGUCCUUACCGCGAGGCGACAACAUGUUCACCUUUGGUGCCGAUUCUGACAAUGAAGACGACGAGACCAACUUUGGCGACCGCAACAACUUCAUAAUGCAGACUGACUUCUCGCCUAUGGAAGAUCCCUCGGUGAGCGAAUAUCAAUGGGAGAGCGGUCUCGCAUCGGGCCAGUUCAACUCGAUGCCUGCUCGCUAUGCCGGACCUCCAGCUCGCAAGGGCGUCACGAUUGGUCAUACCGAAAUGAUUCCAUCGCCACAGGAGUGGGGUGUUGGCAGCUUGGGACGUACACAUGGUUCAGCUGCUUCGGUCAGUGAGAUCCGCAACCGUGGAAACGACCCUCGUCUGAAGAAGAUUCCUCGCACCAGCUCAACCCCAAAUGCGGCUGCUAUGGCUGCUCAACAUGGUAUCUUCUCAGUUCGUCCACAGUCGUCGCCCUCGUCGCCGCCUGAGUCGUCUACUGGCUUCAGCUCUGUUGCACCUUCUCGGCCCGGAAGUCCAAAGCCUGGUGACAAUGGCUUGCCUACCACAUGCACAAACUGUUUCACUCAAACCACUCCGCUCUGGCGCCGUAACCCUGAAGGACAUCCGCUGUGUAAUGCAUGUGGUUUGUUCCUCAAGCUCCACGGUGUCGUACGUCCGCUGAGCUUGAAGACGGAUGUCAUCAAAAAGCGUAAUCGAGGCGGCGCAGGUUCCACAACCAUUGGACCUUCGUCCAGCCGUUCCAAGAAGGCUGCAAGCAGAAAGAACUCAGUCGCUCACACUCCCGCGACAACUCCCAAGCCUACACAGGAUGCCGACUCCCCUAGUACCACUGCUGGGUCAUCCACCACCGCCAAUACUCCAACCACUCAAACCAACCCCGUCCUUGCGCCUAAAACCACUGUGGUACCAAUUGCGCCCGGUCCACCCAAACCACAAAUGCCAGCCACAGGCCCUGCUCCCACACGAAUGGUUGCACCCAAGCGCCAACGUAAGCAGAGCAAAGUUGGGAGCUCUCCACAAGAGAUCGAGAUGGGUGAAGCAGACGAUAUCAGUGUAAGCAACAAGCCCAAAGAACUUGCUCAAGCACCACCACCCGCUUUCACGUCUACUCAACAGCCAACGAUGAUGGCGAACAAUGGUUCGUCUGGGUCAAUGGUCAGCUCCCCUUCUGGCAUGCCUGCCGGACCACAGGAAUGGGAAUGGCUCACCAUGAGUUUGUAA